Molecule: messenger RNA, 2028 nt
Organism: Nelumbo nucifera (sacred lotus)
Lineage: Eukaryota; Viridiplantae; Streptophyta; Magnoliopsida; Proteales; Nelumbonaceae
Source: RefSeq, a predicted model, not a curated record
AUGAGUCGAAUCUCUACUCAGCCAUUGAUAGACAAGAAUAUGGGUCUAUCUUCUUCUUCACAUGGCUCGACCCCUGGGAACCGAAUUUUUUCUUCAAGCAACCAGAGCUUAUCGAAGAGGAAGCUGGGCUGGUUACCGGUGACAAAACACAGAGAAGACGACCAGGACGAAUCAGAACGAGAAAGGCCAAACCCAAGGUACUCCAAGGGGAGUAAGGAAGACUGUGAAGACGAGGAAGGCAGAUGGGUUAGUUGCGACAGUUCAGAGGAGAUGUCAGACUCAGAUGUUGAAGCUGAACUUCAGUCGGAAGAUCAUCAAGGAGAGUUGGAAGAUGCCCUGAAUACUGAUAUCCUUUUCUCAGAGCACGUCGUAGAGGAUCCUUUCUUGCAUAAAUCCUCCACUAGGUGCGGAGGGCUGAACGUUGUCGAGCAUGCCUUAGAAGAUGAGGGGGAAAAUCUAACACCAAGUAAGGGAGAAUCAAACCAGGAGAGUAACUUAAGACAAGGGACCUGCAAGAGGACUUCGGCUGCUCAUCAUAAUUCGAGCAGAGACGGCACAGACGGGGAUGAACGACAGAGCCUUGGAGGUACGAACAAGGGUGAAGUCAGCCUAGGUGCCGACCAGAUAAGCCCUACACGAAGAGUGAAUGGACUUACCCAGUUUGAUGUCUCUUCUCCUUCUUCUUCAGUCCCAGAUCCCAGCCGUGCCCCUUUGCUGAAUACCCAAGGUCCAGAGGCUGAUACUGAGGAGGUUGGGGAGUUACAGGAGGGGGGUGAGAAGGUGGGGAGGGUGGGGAGAGCAGAUCCAAAUGAAUUAACCAAAGGGGAAACUAAGGAGGACAAUGAUAAGAUGGAGGAGGAGGAGGGGAAUAGGAGGAGUGAGGAAUCUAAACUUAUGACUUUUGACAAAAGGUGGGCUAGAAGUGUGUGGAGAGUGAAUGGACUGAGGUGGGUUAUGUGCCCCUCCUGGGGCUCAUCUGGAGGGUUAAUUACUUUGUGGAAGGAUCAAGUAGUGGAGGGAGUGGAAGAAUUAGUGGGAAGGUUCUCAAUUUCUGUCAAAUUUAGGCAGGUGUUAGAUGGAUUUGAGUGGGUCCUUACCAAUGUAUAUGGUCCAAAUGAUUACAAACAAAGGAAGGAGAAUUGGGAGCAACUGGGAGAUAUUAGAGGUCUGUGGGAGGGGCCAUGGUGUGUGGGAGGGGAUUUCAAUGUGAUAAGGUUCAAGGAAGAGAGCAACAAGGUGAGACAAAGGAGCACUACCAGUAUGAGGAAGUUCAAUGAGUUCAUUAAUGCUUUUGAGUUAAAGGAAUUGAACAUUUCUCAUAAUAGCUUCACUUGGUCUAAUCUCCAAGCUGAACCCUUCUGCUCCAAAUUAGAUAGAUUCUUGUUCACCACAGACUGCGAGGAGCAUUGGGGAGAUCUGGUGUCAAGGGCUCUACCCAGAGUUACUUCUGAUCAUUGGCCAAUAAUGAUUGGUAAGUCUAAUAUUGGUGGUAGUGGGCCCUCUCCCUUCAGGUUUGAAAAUAUGUGGCUACUUCACCUGGAAUUCAAAGACAAAGUGAAAACUUGGUGGAAUGAAAGUAACCCGAAAGUCAAUUGGGAAGGGAUGAAAUUCCAUUGGAAGCUGAAAGAGCUCAAGGUCAAAAUUAAGGAAUGGAAUUCUCUCCACUUUGGUAGGCUAGAAGAGAAGAAGCAGCAAUUGAUAAGUAAAAUAGAGGAGUUAGAUGCUAAGGAAGAAAGAGGAUGUUUUGGGGACCGAGAUAAAGAAAUGAGGUGGAAGUUAAAGAAGAGCCUGGAGGAGAUAAUCUUCAAAGAAGAAGCAACUUGGAGACAAAAAUCUAGACACAAAUGGGUGAAGGAAGGAGAUAGGAAUACAAAAGUAUUCCAUGCAAGAGCCAAUGGCAGAAGAAAGAAGAGAACCAUAUCUAAGCUGGUUGUUGAUGGAACAGUUUUAACACAACAGCAAGAGAUUGUCGGGGCUUUUGUGGAACACUUUAAAUCCAUCUUUAGAAAGCCUUUGCAGAAGAGAUAA